Molecule: messenger RNA, 1623 nt
Organism: Chondrus crispus (carragheen)
Lineage: Eukaryota; Rhodophyta; Florideophyceae; Gigartinales; Gigartinaceae
Exons: 1
Coding region: 1-1623 (540 amino acids)
Molecular function (GO): metalloaminopeptidase activity
Source: RefSeq, a predicted model, not a curated record
AUGAGGGCCGGGCUGCCCGACACGCCGACGAUACCGGACUUCCUGGCGAAGACGCUGCCGAAGGGCAGCGCGGUCGGGAUAGACCCGUUUGUGCACUCUAUCGACUCGGCGAAGGCGCUGAGGAAGGCCCUGGAGGAGGUGGGGUGCUCGCUCGUGGGGCUGGAGGUGCCCAAUCCUGUCGAUGUCGUGUGGGGGGAGGAGAGGCCCGCACAGCCGAACGGGGCGGUUUGGCUGCAUGGUGUACGCUUCGCUGGGGAGACGGCACAGGAGAAGAUUGGUAAAUUGAGAGAGCAGAUGAAGGAGAAGGGGUGCGACCAUGUUUUGUUUUCGAUGCUGGACGAGGUCUGCUGGCUGUUUAAUAUCAGAGGCGACGAUAUUCCGCACUGCCCUGUCGUCAUGUCGUAUGCGCUUGUCAGCAAGGAGGAGGCUCGCUUGUAUGUUGAUAAGGAGAAGUUGGGAGAAUUCGUGGAGGAGGCCUUAGUGAAAGAAGGUGUAACAGUGUUGCCGUAUGAGCAAGUCUUGGGUGAUGUUGGAGGUAUUGCGGCUAGAGAGAGUGAGAAGAUUUGGCUUGACCCGUCUUCCACCUCUCAAGCCUUAAGCGACGCGGCUGCGGAGGCUGGCGUCAGGGAAACUACACCAGUCCAGAUGGCAAAGGCAUGCAAGAACGAGGCGGAGCUUCGUGGAAUGCGAGAGGCUCAUCUGAAGGACGGCGUGGCGUUAUCCUCGUUUUUGUGUUGGGUAGAGAAUUACGUGAGCAGCGGCGAGAACACGAUAUCAGAGGUAGAUGCAGCUGCAAAGCUCAGAGAAUUCAGAGCGGCCCAGGAAGGGUUUUUGGCAACUUCGUUUGGAACUAUUGCUGGUUCCGGCCCGAACGGAGCGAUUAUUCAUUAUUCACCCACGCCAGGGGAAUGCGGCUACAUUAGCAAUAAGGAUGUCUUGUUGUUGGACUCAGGUGGACAGUACGAGGACGGUACCACGGACGUGACCAGAACCAUGCACCUUGGAGGCUCAGCUACGGAACACGAGAAGGAGUGCUACACUCGAGUGUUACAGGGACACAUUGCCAUUGAUAAUGCCGUUUUCCCCGAGGACACAACAGGACUAAUGCUCGAUUCACUCGCUCGGAUGCCUUUGUGGAGCAUUGGCCUGGAUUACAGACACGGCACCGGCCACGGCGUAGGAGCUUGUUUAAACGUUCACGAAGGACCCCAGAGCAUCUCUCCACGUCUCGGUUCAAACCGGGCUGGUCUUAAGGCGGGAAUGAUUUUAUCAAACGAGCCUGGAUAUUAUGAAGAUGGCAAUUUUGGCGUUCGGAUAGAGAAUCUUCUAAUUGUUGUCAAGAAGAACACGGCACAUGAGUUUGGUGGAAAGGAUUUUCUGGGAUUCGAGCGGCUGACACAUGCACCUAUGGACACUAGAAUGAUCAUGACAAACCUUCUCUCGGACUCAGAAGUACGGUGGGUCAACACGUACCACGAGGAUGUAUGGCAAAAGUUGUCGCCACGAAUGGAAGAUGGGCAGUACAAAGAAUGGCUAUGGGAAAAGACGCGACCCCUUCCUGAAUGGAGUUCAUCCAACCCGGCAACCUCACGACAAAGCUCAGUGACUCGAGCAGGGGUAUGA